Molecule: messenger RNA, 1458 nt
Organism: Cannabis sativa
Lineage: Eukaryota; Viridiplantae; Streptophyta; Magnoliopsida; Rosales; Cannabaceae
Exons: 4
Coding region: 260-1072 (270 amino acids)
Source: RefSeq, a predicted model, not a curated record
AAGGAAGCAGUUGAUAUCAAAAAAUAAAAGUGCGAAUAUUCCUCAUCCACCCCUUUCCUUUGCUUUAGUUUCUCUCUCUAAAAUUUGUAGAGAGAGAAACAAAGAAGACAACAGACGAAGAAGAAGAAGAAGAAGAAGUGCCUCUAAAGGAAAGGAAAUAAGAGAGAAUUGAGGCUUUCAUUAUCUUUCUCCCCUUUUCUCUCUCUCUUUUUUUUUCCCCGAGAAAAUAAAGGAAAAUAAUAUAGUAGGCAGAGAGAAAAUGAUGAAUAAUGAGAAUGAAAGAGAUGCCAAGGUUUCUGGGUUGGUGGGAUCCAAUACCAAUACCAAUACCACCAUUGUCAACAAUAAUAAGUUUCCAUUGAGUUUUUGGGAGGUGACUGUGGCUUCCUCUGUGGUAUUGGGAUUCAUUAUUGGUCUUCUUGGGGUUUACUUAACCAUGCCUUCUUCUGACUAUAGCUUUCUCAAGCUCCCUCGUAGCCUUGAAGAUCUUCAAAUCCUCAGAGAAAACCUUGAAAGUUACACAAGUGAUUACACUGCCCAAGUGCUGGUGGGCUAUUGCAUUGUUUACAUUUUCAUGCAGACUUUCAUGAUUCCAGGAACUGUGUUCAUGUCUCUGCUCGCCGGAUCCCUUUUCGGUGUCUUUAGAGGCGUGGCUCUUGUUGUUUUUACUGCAACUGCUGGUGCUUCUUCUUGCUAUUUCUUGUCAAAGAUGAUUGGUCGUCCCCUUGUGUUCUCACUUUGGCCUGACAAAUUGAAUUUCUUUCAAGCACAGGUGGCUAAAAGAAGAGAAAGGCUGUUAAAUUACAUGCUUUUCCUGAGACUGACUCCAACUUUGCCUAAUACUUUUAUCAAUGUUGCUUCUCCAAUUGUUGAUGUGCCUUAUCAUAUAUUCUUUUUCGGAACUUUAAUCGGUCUCAUACCUGCUGCUUAUGUUACCGUGAAGGCUGGAAUAGCUCUUGGAGAGCUGCAAUCCAUUGGUGAUCUCUAUGAUUUCAACUCGAUUGCCACUUUGUUCCUCAUAGGAAUUGUCUCAAUUACACCAACACUAGUGACAAAGGAGAAGUCUCCGUAGGACUAUAGGGUAGUAGCUCAGUUUGCUCGGUAACAUGGACUCGUGUUCUGAUGGCAGACGUUUCGGUAUAUCCCCUCAUUUCGUUAUCUGCCUUGGCUUAUCGUUUUGCUUAUGUCUUAACUGUAUUUUGCAGCCAUUGCAGACUAUGAUGGGAUGCAUGGAAGUGAGUCGCCUGAUGAAACUCUCUGCAGUGUGGUUACCUUUACAUUUUACACUUGGUUAAAGAUGUUUGAUGGGGUUGGUUGGUUUGAGUAAUGGAAAGAAAAAGGAAAGGAAAGGGUGUUGUGAAUGUGUUGUUUAAUUUGGAUAAGUAGGAAAGAACUCUCAUCUCAAUGUGUAUAUUUUAAAUAAGAGUAUAAGUAGGCCUUUUUUAUCUUUUCAAGUUA